UGACACGUCACUGAGGUCAGACGGGAGGAAAGAUGGCGAGCACCUAUUCGAGUUUCAACCUGCGCACCACCCAGGAGAAGUUCUACAUCGAGGCGUGUGAUGAGGGCUCUGAGGAGGUGCUGGCUGUGGACAGAGUGUCCACUGAGAUGACCCUCACAGUGAAGAGGGACGUCCCUGCAGGAGCUGACAGCAGGCCCAUAUGUGGUCUCAUGGGGACCAUACGUUUGGUGGCAGGCAUGUAUCUGGUUGUCAUCACCAAGAAGAAGAAGGUGGGAGAUCUCCUGGGCCAUGCUGUGUGGAAGGCUGUGGACUUUGACAUCAUCUCCUAUAAGAAGACAAUACUUCAUCUGACAGACAACCAGAUGCAAGACAACAAGACUUUCAUGUCCAUGAUCAACAAUGUGUUGCACACAGAUGGCUUCUACUUUGCAACAGACUACGACCUGACACACACUCUGCAGCGCCUGGCCAACACCAGCCCCGAGUUUCAGGAGAUGAGUCUUCUGGAGAGGGCGGAUCAGCGUUUCGUCUGGAACGGACAUCUGUUGAGAGAAUUCCUAGCACAGCCAGAGGUACACAAGUUUGUGUUUCCUGUUAUCCAUGGCUUCAUCGCCAUGAGGUCGUGCUGCAUCAACGGGAAGGUGUUUGAGUGGAGCAUCAUCUCCAGGAGGAGCUGCUUCAGAGCCGGAGUCCGCUACUACGUCCGAGGCAUCGACUCUGAAGGCCAUCCUGCUAACUUUGUGGAGACGGAGCAGAUCGUUCAGUUCAACAGCGCCAAGGCUUCCUUUGUUCAGACAAGAGGUUCCAUCCCCUUCUUCUGGUCUCAGAGACCCAACCUCAAGUACAAGCCCAAACCACAGAUCAGCAAAACAGUGAACCACUUGGACGGGUUCCAGAGACACUUUGACUCGCAGGUUAUUCUCUAUGGAAAACAAGUCAUUUUGAACUUGAUUAACCAAAAGGGCUCAGAGAAGCCGCUGGAGCUGGCAUUCGACAAGAUGGUGGCGGACCUGGGAAAUGGCAUGGUCAAGUACAUAGCCUUCGACUUCCAUAAGGAGUGCAGUCGGAUGAGGUGGCACCGCCUGCAGAUCUUACUGGACAUGGUCGCUGAGAUGCAGGAUGAAUUAGGAUAUUUCCUGGUGGACGCAGAUGGGAAGGUGCUGCUGCACCAAGACGGCACGUUCCGGAGCAACUGCAUGGACUGCCUGGACCGAACCAACGUCAUCCAGAGCAUGCUGGCCCAGCGCGCCCUGCAGUCACAGCUACGGAAAAUGGGAGUCCUCCAUGCGGGCCAGCAGAUUGAAGAACAGAUGGACUUCGGGAAAAAGUUCAAGAACGCCUGGGCAGACAACGCUGAUGCCUGUGCCAAGCAGUACGCUGGUACUGGCGCCCUGAAGACGGACUUCACCAGGACAGGGAAGAGGACUCAGUGGGGGCUGCUGAUGGACGGCUGGAACUCCAUGAUCCGAUAUUACAAGAACAAUUUCUCUGAUGGUUAUAGACAGGACUCCAUUGAUCUGUUCCUGGGGAACUAUGCUGUGGAUGAAUCUGAUUGGACCACCCCGCUGCGUGAGCCCAAAGACUGGAAGUUUUUGACGUUGCCCAUCGUCAUGGUGGUAGCUUUCUCCAUGUGUAUCAUCUGCCUGCUGAUGGCUGGUGAAACGUGGACUGAGACCCUGGCCUACGUGUUGUUCUGGGGGUCUGCCAGCGUGGUGACGAGCGGCCUCAUCCUCUUUAACGGACCCGACUUUGUAGAUGCUCCAAGGCUGGUCCAGAAGGAGAAGCUGGACUGAAUGUGUGUGUGUGGAAAGCAGCUCGGCCCCAGGGAGCUCACCACCUCACCCCCCGGUUCCUCAUCAUCACUUUACCCCCAGCAUGAGCGAGGCUGGAGCCUGUACUGACGGGGGGGGAGGGUGCUGGGAGGCAGGGCCAUCCUCGUGUACGACAAAGUGGAGGGACAGAGACUGAGUACACGAGCCGCUGCUGUCCACACUGCAGCUGCUGUCACAUGGACAGGACUGUCUGUCCACACUUUUACUGGACACUGGACCUCGGGACGUUUGAUUGUCCCUCAUUUCAGAGAAACGUUUGCAUUUAAAAAGCUUCACUGGGAUCAAAUUCAUAUGGAAAAUCAUUAAGGCCACGUGAGAAUUUCUUUUAGAUCUGACAAAAAGUUUUAGUUCUAAUAUUGAAGUAAUAAUUCAGAUUUGUUUUCUGAAAUCCUCAGAAUUUUGAGAUUUAAGUAAGAAUUUCUUUGAAAAUAGACAUUUGGAGAAAGUCUAAACUCUCAGUAUUUUGGAAAAAUCUGAAUUCUGAAAAAAAGUCAGAAUUUUCAGCACUUUUCUUCUGAAAAUUUAAAACUGGAGAAAAGUCUAGCAUUUUCUUCUGAAUUCUGACUUUUUUUGUUGAAUUUUUACAUUUUCUCAGAACUCGAAGAAAAACGCUUUCGAUCAGAUCUAUAAAAUAAAUCCAAAUGUGGCCGUUAUCCUCUUCCGUAAAUUCACAUUACACUGUGCUGUAAUGAAUGUGCCAUUAAUGUAUGUGCCGUUAAUUUGCCUUUUCUUUUUUGCCAUUUGCCAAUAUGUGUUUAUCUAUGUGCAGCAGCCUCGUCGCUGGAAGGCAUCGACACCGUCACCUGAACCCUGAGGCCCCUAACAUUUUGCAGCAGUGUGUCCUCACCUCCAAAUGCCUGUUAGACUCUCAGAAGGGUGCCAUUGAGCAGUUUUAAUUAUUUCAUACAGUCAGGAAACGUAUAUUUAACACGUAUCUGUAAUUAUCAUCAGCCAGUGGUAGUUAUUUAUACUCAAUGUUAUCAUAUGAGGCCACUGCAGAAUGUUAGUAAGAAGGCAAGAUGCGUCUGUUCCUGCUAGCUGCUAGCAUUGUUUAAUUUCCUUACAGCCGUCUGUCAAUUUAUAUGGGAAAGUUGUUGGUGCACAGAAAUUAUUAUUUUGUGCGCCUUAUUUAUUUAAUUAUCGCCCUCUUUGAGUAUAUUGUGAGCAGGAAUAAACUAAUUGAGUUGUUAAACACUAUUAUUAAAAUAUAAACAAUCAAAGAUGCAAUAAUGUUGAAUACUGAAUCUGAUAUAUCAGCAUUAGGAAGUGAAGUUUGUUACCUUCCAAAGUACGGUGGCCGACUGGUGCAAACACGCUACAACGGCCCAAAACAUUUUCAUUAGGAGAAACAUGCAGCAGCUUCAGAAACGAUGCAAAUGGAAAAAACACAAAUGUCAGGAAACACAUUUGAAUGAAGAAACCUCUUCACCAACUUGAAAAAACAUGCCCAGCGUUUAGAAAACAUUCACAACAUUGAAGAAAAAUGCGCGUUUAGUAAAAGUGCUGCAUAAACGAAAUGCUGUAAAUAAAAAGCGGUUGCAGAUCCGCAGUAAGCUGGCUAGCUAACAAAGCUAACCAAGUAUUUUAGAAAAUACUGACAAAACACGUAUAGAUAUGAAACGGUCCCAGCUGUGUCUCUUUUUAGUAUCCGUUUCCGUUGUGUGGCAAGAUGGUUUGUUUUUUCAUUUGCAUUCGUUUUAGCACAUUUGUGGUUUUUUAUUUGGAUCGUUUUUUAUGGAAAUGUUUUGGGCCGUUGUAGCGCAUUUGCAUCUGUCGGCCACCGUACCACAGAGUACUAAAUUAGUCCUCAUAAUUUUGGUUAUCACAGCCAUCACACUGUAUAUUGGAUUAGUUUAGCUUCUGCUGCUAUCAGUUAGCAUCUGACUGCUAACACUUUGGAGAUGCAUGGGUGUAAUUCGGAGGUUUGCUGUUUUAACAGCGUUGUAAUAUCUCUGGCAUAUUAUUUAAUGCUCUGUUAAGUCAUGACGGUGUUAUGCCGCUGCUGAGACUCACAAAUGCAUUACUAUCUUUGUCUUUGCUUAUUUAUCAUGAGGGAACCACAUGACCUUUAUGAGUGAUUCAGGAAAAUGUGUGGCAUUUACUUGUUUUUAAAUUCCUCACGUUGAUGAGUCAUGGCUGCUCAUUUUAUUUGAGAAAAUGUAAUGCCUUAAUCUGAAUGAAUUUGGUGUGUUGAUAUAUGAUGCGGAACUAAAUCGAAUAAAAUAUUUAGCUAAGACAAACUUAAUGAAAAGUUAAUAUUCUCUUCACCAUAUAAUCAAUAUCAUAGCUUCCCGUGAUAAACAGAAUCUCAAUCUCCAGGCUGCAGGGACAUCAGCUCUACUAAACAGGGCAGAUUAUUAAUGGGGUUAUAGUUUUUCUCCAUACUUGUUUAAUAAACCGUUAUGAUAAGGA
Messenger RNA from Eleginops maclovinus (Patagonian blennie), 4244 nucleotides. RefSeq names its product SAC1 like phosphatidylinositide phosphatase b (gene sacm1lb). The coding region runs from base 33 to 1793 and encodes 586 amino acids. Gene Ontology annotation, cellular component: endoplasmic reticulum. The record is from RefSeq and is a predicted model, not a curated record. Gene Ontology annotation, biological process: phosphatidylinositol dephosphorylation. The transcript has 20 exons. NCBI's taxonomy places the organism in Eukaryota, Metazoa, Chordata, Actinopteri, Perciformes, Eleginopidae. Gene Ontology annotation, molecular function: phosphatidylinositol-4-phosphate phosphatase activity.